AUGUCCAGCUCGACAUUGGCGAGGUACAUCAAUGAAGUCCCCAAUACCGUAGACAAAAAAGUCAGGUCAAGUUCACGUAGCGAAGCCCUCAAUAAUGCUGACUGUUCUGACGAGGACGAAAAGUCUGGAGCGGCAGAACAAACAGUUGUGUCCGAAAAAGAUGACGGGUUAUACGCUAGGGAUGAGUAUCUAGACCCGCCACCAGAUGGCGGCUACGGGUGGGUAUGCUGUGGGUGUGUUGCGUUGAUGAACUUCGCUACUUGGGGGCCCAAUACGUGUUAUGGGAUCUUCCUGUCAUACUUCCUGUCCUCGAACUAUUUCCCUGAAGCUACGCCUACAGACUUCGCCGUUAUUGGUGGAAUUGUCAUUGGGCUAACCUUAAUACUCUUACCAUUUGUUGCCGCUUGCAUGAGCAUAUUUGGUUACAAGCGGACUUUGGCCUUUGCUAUUGUACUAGAAGCUGUUGCAUUUAUAUCAAGCUCUUUUGCCAAAACCGUUGGUGUCCUCUAUGUCACUUACGGUGUAUUACUGGGUAUUUCUUUUGGAAUAAUAUUUGGUUCCAACACAAUUGUAAUUCCAAGUUGGUUUUUAAAAAAAAGGGCACUUGCUAAUGGUAUGGGCCAUGUUGGAGUUGGGCUUGGUGGGCUGGUUUUUUCUUUUGCGGUCCAUGCAAUGAUUGAUCGUACCGGUGAUCAUCGAUGGGCAAUGCGCAUGUUGGCGGCUACCACUUUUUCAAUCAAUAUUUUAUCACUUUGCUUUGUUAAGGUACGCCAGCUUAAGAGCUCGAACGAAAAAGAAAACUCAUUUGAAGUACUCAAGAAAUCUUUUGACCACUCGGUACUUAAAAUAACCCCGUUACAUUAUUCAGCUCUCUGGUCCUCCUUUUGCACAGUAGGCUACGUUAUUUUGAUGUUUUCCAUUUCGAACUAUGCUACAUCCAUAGGUUUGCCUGUAAAAGAAGCUACUGUGGCACUGGCGAUCUUCAAUGGCUCACAAGCGCUUGGGAGGCCUUUUAUGGGAUGGCUAUCAGAAGUAGCUGGCAGAUGUAAUGCAAGCAUUUUGCUGACUGGAUAUACUUUGAUCCUCUUGCUCCCUUUCUGGUUGAACAUAACCAAAUUCCAAGAGCUGGUGCCAUUUUGUAUCUUGCUUGGCUUCGGUGCUGGUGUGGGUGCGGUUAACGUCGUGCCACUGGUCGCAGACGUUGUUGGCAUACAGAGGUUCGCAGCAGGAAUGGGUUAUGUCUUUUUUGGAAAUGGUGGGGUAACUUUGUUUGCUGAAGUUGUGGCAUUGCGCCUUAGAAACCUUGAAUCUCAGAAACCAUAUCUGCGAUGCCAAAUUUUUGUCAUCUGCAUGUAUUUUGGCGGACUAUUAUCUCUGUUACCUUAUCGCGAAUGGAAGGUUAGACGGGUCCUCAACGCCAGGAUUAACAACGAACUUCUCGAGGAUAGCUCGAAGGAAACAUAUGAACUGCUGCUUCAAAAUACGUGGCUGAAUUACUUCAAACGGAUGUUUCUUCCAAUGGAAAUUUAA
Molecule: messenger RNA, 1530 nt
Organism: Lachancea dasiensis
Lineage: Eukaryota; Fungi; Ascomycota; Saccharomycetes; Saccharomycetales; Saccharomycetaceae
Source: the annotation of a GenBank genome assembly